AUGGCUACAGGAAAGGCCGAACCUUCGACACAUAGUGAGGUUCAGAGCUCCUCUCCCUCAUCCAGGAGGGUGGACGCUCCUUUGGAAAACGUUCAUGAAAGAGAAAAGCAGAUGGUUGCUUCUAUCCGACCCCCUCAUCAGAGAUCAGUGAAUCCUUUUGUCAUCAAAGAUCGGCCGGAGGAGAAGCAGCUGGGGAUAUCGACUCAGAGCCUUCGUGUUAGUGAUUUUGUGCUCAUCAAAACACUCGGCACUGGUACCUUUGCACGAGUGUGGCUGGCGAAGUUCAAAGAUGAAACAAUCCGACGAGACAAUGUGUACGCGCUAAAGGUUUUACGCAAGGCAGAUGUGAUCAAGUUGAAGCAAGUAGAGCAUGUGCGCAAUGAGCGAAAAGCACUUGCUGCGGUUGCCGGCUACCCUUUUAUCACGACUUUGAUCGCGACAUUUUCCGAUGAGCAGAGCCUAUAUAUGCUGCUGGACUACUGCCCCGGAGGCGAGAUCUUCAGCUAUCUUCGACGUGCGCGACGAUUCAACGAAAACACCUCGAGAUUCUAUGCCGCCGAGAUCACGCUAACGAUCGAGUACCUUCAUGACGUUGAGGGUGUCGUUUACCGUGAUCUGAAGCCAGAAAACAUACUCUUGGAUGCUGACGGGCAUAUUAAGCUCGUCGACUUCGGGUUCGCGAAGCAGAUCAACGAUCGCGAGACAUACACGUUAUGCGGCACUCCGGAAUACCUCGCUCCCGAGGUGAUCCACAACAGCGGGCAUGGCCUCGCAGUGGACUGGUGGGCUCUCGGGAUCCUCAUCUACGAGUUUCUGGUAGGGCAGCCCCCGUUCUGGGAUCAGAACCCGAUGCGCAUCUACGAACAGAUCGUUGAGGGCCGCUUGCGUUUUCCUCCGAACAUGUCGCCCGCAGCCCAGAACAUCAUAUCAUGUCUUUGCAAGACCAAUCCAAGUGAGCGGCUUGGACACAUAUCAGGUGGCUCUGCGAGAGUCAAAGCGCAUCCGUUCUUUGAGGACAUCAAUUGGGAUGACUUGUUCCACCGGCGCAUGAAAGGGCCCAUCAUCCCGCGAGUUGACCAUCCCGCAGAUACCGGAAACUUCGAGGACUAUCCCGACGCAGACGUGAGGGGUCAGACCAUGUAUACCGACGACAUGAAGAAAAAGUACGAAGCUUUGUUCAGCGACUUUUAA
Messenger RNA from Aspergillus thermomutatus, 1191 nucleotides. RefSeq names its product cAMP-dependent protein kinase. NCBI's taxonomy places the organism in Eukaryota, Fungi, Ascomycota, Eurotiomycetes, Eurotiales, Aspergillaceae. The record is from RefSeq and is a predicted model, not a curated record. The transcript has 4 exons. Gene Ontology annotation, molecular function: cAMP-dependent protein kinase activity; ATP binding. Gene Ontology annotation, biological process: peptidyl-serine phosphorylation. The coding region runs from base 1 to 1191 and encodes 396 amino acids. Gene Ontology annotation, cellular component: cAMP-dependent protein kinase complex; nucleus.